Molecule: messenger RNA, 5652 nt
Organism: Scylla paramamosain (green mud crab)
Lineage: Eukaryota; Metazoa; Arthropoda; Malacostraca; Decapoda; Portunidae
Exons: 3
Coding region: 695-4315 (1206 amino acids)
Source: RefSeq, a predicted model, not a curated record
CAAAGGCGCGAGUCAGGCGAAGCCCGGCAAGAGCCAGCCCGACUGCCCGAGGCCGCCGUGCCAGUGCCGCUUCAGCCGUGGCGGAGGAGUGUCGUGUGCCGGGCAACGUGCCGCUCUGGCUCAUCGCGCUCCCUACAAUCGGUCUCACACGAACAUUCGUUAUGAACUAGUGCUUCGAGGAGAAAAGACUUCAUUACAAAUACAACACAAAUGUGUAGCCAAUGAACUCUCUCGAGACACUACAAAACUGAUUUAAUGAUAUAUAUUACGAGACUUUCAUUAACUCUAACUAGUUUCGUGCGUAAUUAAUAAAUGAGCUAAUUACUGAAAAUCUUCAAGUGUUUCAUACAGCAAACAGGCCAGAGACAGACCAGGCACGAGAGAGCGAGCGUGGCGGCGGGCGCACGGCAGGUGGUGAGCCAGGUGUAGCUGACGCAAGGAAGGAGGACGUGGCACACCUGCAGGGAACACCGUCACCACCACCGCCUCCCUCGCUCAUGUGUCGCGAGUGAGCGGCGCCUCUGCCGCGGCGUCACCACUCAGUGGCUGCCACUUGGCCAACGGCGAUACAGCCUCAGCAGGAACAACAGUAGAGCGUCCAGCGAUCUGAGAGGCUUUAUUGCGCAGAUCAACAUAUAUGGUGCAAAUAUUUCACGAUGGAAGUGCUAAGAAGACUUGUGGUCCUUAGGAGGCCAUGAUGGAAGUGUCGUGUGCCCCUUGCCCCCCUGGACCCACUUCUCUCCCUUUGUCGUCGUCCGCCCCUGAUUCUGUCACUACUAGCGCCACCACUACCAUCACCACCACCACAGCCGCUGGCAAACAGAGAAGCACAAACCUUACUGAGGUGUCACCAGACUCCGGUAAUGGAGAGGAUCUGGAUGAGUUUGACCCACUUAAGUCCCCUGUCAAGGUCUCGGUCACGGAGUGCGAGCCUGAGAUAGAAGUGCUUGAAGCAGCCGUUGGAGGCCUUAGACAACAGGAGGAGAAUUACCCUCCACUUUGUGGUGGAGGAAACUCGGGAAGCAAGUCACCACCCUCCGCUGCUCACGAUGCAAGCGGUCAAGGGCAAGCAGAAGAGAAACACUGUGAUACUGACAAAAGUGAAAAACAGGAAUCAGAAAUGACUGCUUGUAUGACGGAGAAGCCAGAAUUGUUUCGGCUUAGUCCUCAGCCUGAGCAGCCCAGCGGUGACAGGGCUGAGUGGCAGACUGGCAAGCAGCCGGACCUUCCUGGCGGAGGUGUAAGUCCACGUCCCAUCAGAGGUACAUAUUAUUCACCAGCCUUUAAUCUAAGACCACUGCACUCUUCCCUCCUAGUGUCGUGUGGCCAGCCUUUUCAAUGUGGACCUUUCUCCACUCCGUGCGGCGCCAUUGGGAAUCCUAGGCGAGGCGUAGAAGAGAACGGGGUAUUUAGUCUGCCUGAAGGCGGAGACAACAUGCUAGACGCAAGUCUUUUCAGCAAAUCUUACCUUUUAGGAGACAACGGCAGGACUUGUAUCAAACCCUUCAGUCUUGUCUCCAAAGGGGAAACAGAACACUUUCGUAAACACACGUCAAACUGCUGUGAUACUUCAUACUCCUUAGGGACGGCGCACCAGGUGAAAACAGUGAGAAACCCCGAAUACCCAAGAUGCCUCCGCAGUCGCCCUGCUCGGAGGUACACCAAUCCAGAAGUGGUGCGAAAACAACCGACCUCUGGCGGACUUAUGACAACUUCCUGCGACCUCAUGACUUCCCCUCCUGGCCAGUGCGCGUGCAUCAACCCCGGCACGAGCCACGCGUGCGCACCCAGGCUGUCAAGCAAAUCUUCUAUGGGAAUGCUUAAUCCCAUGUUUGAGGCUGAUUUUAGCAGCAAGCAGGAGACCCACACCGCGGUGCCUUCAUCACCCAGGAAGCUUUCUCUGGAUCACGGGUCAAAGGCAAAAUGUUCAGGGAAUGCGGAGAGUUGCAGAUCAUAUCCACCCAAAUCGUGUAUUUUCCCUUUGCACGAGGAAUCUCCUAUUGUCACACAAAGUCUUUCAAGAAAUCCACGCGAGCCUUUCAGGAGAGCCUCGGAAUCUUCCUCUGGCAGUAGCGGUCACGGUCAUCUACCUCUGUCUAGCGCGUCAUCUGAGGACGGCGCUUCCAAGAGUUCAGGAUCAGGAAAGAAAACGUCUUUACCCGCAAAAUUUGAGUCUCUGGGUAGCACCACGCAACCACAGAACAAAAAGUCGGUUUCCAAGCCAGAAAGUUUUGUUCCAGAAAGUGUUCUUCGAAAUCUAGACGCCAUCACUUGCGCCACACAAGGAGAUGGAUCAGCCAAGAGCAAAACAAGGCCGCCAAUGGUGACGUCUCCUGAUUGGAUCGACUUCCUAACGCCUCCGCAAGACGCUUACACUCAAAGGUUAUUCACACCAGACAACCUUCACGACGAACUGUUCUACCCAGCGCCCUACGGUCUCAAGUCUGAAGUAUAUCAAAAUCUAAACGCUAGAGAGGCGGAUUUCGUACUCCAAAAACCUAACAGAAAGCCAAGGACGGAGCCGCUGCCUCCCCCGCGUGUCACAGCCACUGCACCUCAGAGGCCGGAGUCCCCAGACGUCCAGGAUGGAAUUAUUCCACCACUUGCGACUGAGGAUGAAGAAGCAGUGAAGGAAGGAGCGCGUGAGAGCAGAAAAGCCAGUUUGAAAGAGCGCAGAAAGAGCAGCUUGGAAAAAUUAUUCAUUCCCAAGCCAAGUGAAGCCACAGAUCCUAUUUUAAACAUCAAAAUUGAUAACUUUGAUAGGGAGGAAUAUGUCAAAUAUAAGAAAACACUUAGCGAGACUGAUUCACUGAUAGCAGAGCGUCUCAAGUUUGCAGCAAAGGGCAAGCAAGGUUCUCAAGAUUCUGAUUCAUCCAAUAAGUCAGAUAAUCGUUUAGUAUCCUCCAGCCAGGAACUCCUCAAACUGGAGACUUUACGUGGCAACAAGAGUGGCGGGGAAACAACAACAAGCAAAUUAUGUCCUGUCGAUAAGACGCACGAGAACCAUCGGGAAAGCAAGGAGAAAAUUCAUGAUAUCGCUCCACAAAAUGCAAUAUCCAAUUCCCAAAUGGACACAUUCCUUAUAAACGAAAUUUUUGAUGUGAAACCGAGAUCACGUAAACAAACUCUCCCACGGCAACGCUCCCUAGAAGAGAAUCAAACCGCCAACAAGGACAACUCUCAGAAGAGGAUCCGCAAACAGUCGCUGCCAACAGAAGAACUGUUUGGAAUCAGGAGGAACCAGCACAUCAGGAAGUUCAGUCUGCACCAGCUGGUUAGCUACUCAGCGCAGGUGAGCACCACGGCGGGGGGAACAGCAUUCUCUCCCUUGAAUGAGACUGACGAGGCACACACAAUUAUGGCCAAAGUGACGAAGAAGAAAGCCAACAGCAUUUCAUUACCCGAACGAGAAAAACUUAAGAUCGACACGAAAUUCCGCAGCAAGAGUUCAGAGACACGACUGCCAAGGAAAGCCUCUCAGCCGGAUAAAGGCGACGCGUUCUUAGCCACUGCUCCAAGGCGCCUCUCCAGUGAAUCAUGUUCCUCGCCUUAUAAGGGAACCUCCGUUCAAGUGAAGAAAAACAGGAAUAUUCCGAGACGAAAGGAGAGGCAAAACGACUCACCCCACCAUCACCAUCACCACAACCACCACCACCCCCACCACCACCGUCACCACAGCAGGGAGGGCGCUCACCGCCGCCCUCACAGAACAGAACACUUGCGUCGCCGCCCACGUAAAAGUUCCUCCUCACCUGUUGAUGACAGGGAGAGGAAACAAAAGCCAGCCAGUCACAGGUCCCCAAGGAAGGUCCCACGGGAGAUGCGCAGGCCGGCAGAGUCCCAUACCAACCUGGGAGCACCGCUCAGCCCCUUGGAGCAGGACAGCGGCGGGGACCUCUUUACCAACGCAGGAUGCAGUCUUCAGGGCAUGCAGACCUCUGAGGGACGGCCUGUAGUUCCCUACGAGCCUCUUGUGGAUGUUCUCACGCCCACGACACCCGAUGACCCGCCGGCAGCCUCAGGAGCCACCAGGAAAGAGUGGCACAGACGGAGGCACCGCAGAGCGAGGGCGCGGGACAUGAGCGAUGAUGAGCUGGACUCUGACGAUGUAUCAUCGUCAUGGUCGUCGUCUACCCUUACAUCCUUCUCUGGGGGAUCAAAUAAGGGUUUGUCGUCAUCGUCGUCGUCAUCAUCGUCAUCCUCCUCCUCGUCAUCGGGCUCAGACUCGUCAUCCUCGUGUUCCAGCUCCUCGUCGUCAGAAUCGUCGUCGUCUUCUUCAUCAGACUCAUCAGAUAUCGAGGACCUGAUUCCUUGAUGCGGAGGGGAAGGCGCGGCGCGGGGCGGGCACAUCCCUCCUACUGCACUUCAUUUUUCUAUGAAAACUGAUGUAAAACUGGAGACUACAAGUCGCGCAAGGCUUGUCAAACUGCGUUAUGAACUUCCUGUGACUCUUGACGCCAUGAAAGGGCGCUGUUCUUGUUUCUUUCUUUGGAAAACAAGAUCGUGUUUUUACAUUGACAGCUGGUGCGUACCAACCGGAUCAUGUCUUUCCCGAGCACUGGUGCAGCAAACAGAAGAUAAAGAGAUUAAUGCAGGCCUCAUAUAUAUAUAUAUAUAUAUAUAUAUAUAUAUAUAUAUAUAUAUAUAUAUAUAUAUAUAUAUAUAUAUAUAUAUAUAUAUAUAUAUAUAUAUAUAUAUAUAUAUAUAUAUAUACACACACACAUAUAUACAUUGCAACGUUUGCAACACCGCAGCUCCACUCCUAUCAUGACUUAAGUCUUCAUCAGUAUAAAGGUGAUAAUAAGCACGGACUCGCAUAUAUAAAUAUACCUCAUAUUCACUCACUAUCAAAACUUGGGUACUUUUAACAUUAUUAAUGAUAACCUGAUAACAUUAGAUUCCUAAAGAACCCAGAUUAAAGCGUUUCACAAGUACUUGUUAUAUAUCUAGUAUUAGAUUAAAUUUAUCCCUUAUAAAUAUAUAAUGAGGGCUUUAAAAUGAAUUAAGGAGGAUGGCGGGCUGGGUGGGGAGAGGACAGAAGCUGCGAGAGAGCGUCUCUAACCACAGCAUAGCGUUGGUGGAGCUGCUGAGCCACAGUAGAAGCGUAUGCACGUGUUGAUUAUAACAGCGGAGACCAAUUCUUAUUCAAAUACACCUCUGUCUGGGCCACAAUUAUAUACUGAACCUUGAGAUUUAUACGUUAGAGUGACAACACUGUCAAGAUAUUUAUUUGUAUCGAAGGUUUCAGUUAUGCCUGAGGUGCAGUGACAGUACACAGGUGCCAUUCUGUACACUCUGCGGAGGGAAUUAACUGCCCUUCACCAAGAUGUGAUGAGCUAAGGGAACACUGUGAUGCCUGCAGGUGAUCAUGGCCGUCAGCAAUGCAUCCUUAAAGCUUGUGAAGUUAGUGUCAUGAAAGCUACAAAUAUUCACACGCUGCAACUCAACACACACAAUACAAGCUCAGUCACAGCUGCAGGAAAGUCCUGUUUUCUUUCUUUUUGUCUCGACUUUCCACAGACCACCGCCGCCUCCUGUCUGCGGCUUCCCAGGCUGGCCGAGGCCUCACACCUUCAGGCGCCGUCGCACUGAUGGCGCCUCGGGCUCCUCCCUUUGUAUAUAUAUGCUAUAAGAAAUAAAAAGUUUUCUGUU